AUGGCGGAGACGGUGCGCAAGACGCCGGAGAGCGCGGAGAGCCGAUUUGGCGAGGCGCUGGCCUCGCGCGACGAGGCGGUGGCGUCCUUGGGGGCGGCGCGCGGCCUGGGGCCGCCGGACCUGUGCUGGGUGCAGAAAUCCGUUCGCGGGAUCCUGAGGAGGAGGAACGGAGACGCUCGGGGCUACUACCACUGGGUGCUGGGCCUGGAUGUGGGCUCCAGCGCCUCCGUGGCGGCGUACUUUGCGAGCAUGGCCGCCGGGGUUGAGAAGGGCAGCUUCUUGCAAGGUCUGAUUUCGACCAGAGACUGCUCCGUUGAGCGAGGUAUCUACUGUUGCUACGACCCCUUCUCUCAGCUGGACGUGUGGUGCGACAUGUGCGUUCCAGGAGGGGUCGCCGCAAGGGCCGUCAACAGUGCUGGGCAACUAUUUGACGUCACACCGGAGAUCUGGAAGCGCUUGCACGUGGCGUGCUUCCUGCGCUCGCAGCUCUACGAUGCUGCGACCGUGUCCAGCAGCAAGGCGGUCCGGCACCUGGACCCUUUCCCCACAGCCAGGGAGGAGUCUACUGUGCUGGAGAUGCUCAUGGGCCUGUACAGGGAGGGCACCCUGGCUGGCUGCCUGGAACGCCUGCACUGGGACAGGAGCAAGGGGGUGACAGCGGAAGACGCGGAUAUUGUGGCGGUGACGGUGAUGCACUACUUUGGCAAGACCCAAAGGUGGCAGCAGGCCUUGGACUUCUUCACAAGGCUGAAGCAUUACCACCCGCUUGCCGCCAUUUACAUCGCUGCAGUUCAAAAAAAGAUGGGUGACUCUGAUGCGGCGAGCACCACCCUCGAGGCAGCCCAAGGGACAUGUUCAGGGAGCGAUGAGACUGCCCUGACAGUGGCCCUAGGCUGGGAUAGGCUGAGGCGGGGCGAUGUGGCUUUGGCGGAGGAGAUGGCAAAAAGGGCAUUGGAGGAUGACACACUGGUGCGACCGGCAUGGACGCUGCUCAUCAACUGCCUUGUUCAAAAGAAGGAGUACACCGCAGCACUGACUGCCCUAAACUCGAUGCCACCACCGAUCAUGGAUGCCUCGCGGAAGGAGCUCUUGUUCCACGUCAUACCUCCGACACCCAAAGGCAUAACUAAACCCCUGCAACCGCAGUAUCACCCCGAGAUAGCUGAGUUCCGCCAGAUUUCCUACGAGUCCAGAGCCCCUGCAACUCUGAUCCAAUCCCUACCAGCCGAGGUGAUCGUCCCAUGGGAGCCUGAGAACUCAGCAGCUGCCCCAGAGGUGGCACCGUCGCAUGCGACACGUGCAAUCGUGCGAUCUUCCUUCAACCUGCUCUUCCAGAUUGUGGAGGGUGUGGGAUGGGAGGAAUUUAUGAAGGUUCGGGCAGAUAUCUUUCUAGUGCCAGCUCCGCCUGAAGAUGCGGAAGGGGACGCGGAGGAGUCUGUCACAACAUCAGGCCUGCUCCGUUCAACCUCCGCCUCUGAAAUCCAACGCAUACUGUUCAAGGAAGCAUUCGUGAAGCUUGACCCUGAGCCGCAGCAGAAGUCGUUCACCAAACGGAUCAGCGAGCAGCUGGGCGAGCUGGUGCAACCCAUCACCAGCCACCUGGUGCCAAAGGAGGGAGGUGCGGCAAACCAGCCAACGAAUUCCAGUGCAGAGGCUGGGGCGCCCAGUGCUGUUCCUGCACCAUCCACAGCGGCGACUGCUAUGGAUGAGGGCACUGGUGCUGUGCCAGCUGGUGCCAAUACUGAAGGUACAGCGAAUGUGGCAGAGCCCACUGCUCCAGCAGCCACAGAGAGUGAGGAGAUGGUGCAGGAUGGGCAGAAAGAAGCGGUGAGGGAAGCGACAAGUGAGGUUUCCAAAGCUGCAGUUGGUGGGCGGGGGGUGCUCGGUGGAGGCCACCCUCUGAAGGUCGGGGAAGUGGAUGGGAAAGGUGGUGAGGAUGGCAGCGAUGGUGUCCAGGAGCCCAUGACUCCGCAGGGUUUGUCAGGAGAAGCAUCCAGGUGCCUGGAAAGGGAGGAUGAGAGGCUGAGCGUGGAGAGGAGCGCGAACAGCGUGCCAGAGCCCGGGACGCCACGAAGGGGGGACGAGAUGGGCGCGAGUCGGGAUAGCAGAUCUGAUGCUGGUGGCGAUGUUGAUGAAGAUGAUGGGCUGACGCCUGAAACACCCAGCAGCGACAGCAAGGGCGAUGAGGCGGGGUCUGCAGGGGUCGCGAGGGGGGGCUUGGGGGUUGAGCACAGUGCUGGAGCCGCUGUGGACUCAGUGCCUGGACCCCAGGUGGUGCAGGGCACUGCUGAGGGUGGGAUUCGUGAUACUUUGAUAGAGAAUAGUUCUGAAGUGGAUGCGUCUGCUCACAGCGCAGGUGGUUGUGCCACGCCAGAAAAUGCCGGCUGUGGUACUCAGGUCCAGGUGGGUGAGCAGGGGCACCUGCCAAAUGGGGAAGAGUGUGGCAAUCUGCAUAUGGAUGCCAUGCCAUCGAGCACUGGGAGCGGAGUGCCCCACGAGGGUGAAGCUCAACGGUCUGACGCUUUGGGGGCAUCAUCCAGAUUUGCCCAUCCUAGCGUACAGGCAAAGGAAUCUGCUACGACUUGGAACAAUGAGAGCAUGAAACUAGAGAUAAGGGCAAGGGUGAAGGGCAGGCGUCCCCAAGACUUCGCAGAUGACGAAGCAGGGAAUGAAGCUGACGCCGAGGACGACGAUGACCGAUCGUGUGACUGGUCGUCGUCGCCACGGGGCAGGCCUGGCCACGUGUCAGAACUGGCGGUCGAGUCCAGCCGGGACUCGCAGGAUCAGGCCACGGGCUUCCGCAGACCGCCAAGGCACCCAGUGGCACCAGGCGAAGCGCCGGCAGCACCAAUCUUCAAGGUUCGAGAGUGGAAGGCGGGUAAGGACCGCCCAAAGGACCCUGCAUCCAUCACCAAGGCCAGGGUGCAGGAGGUGCAGCACAUAGUCCCCCAUAACCUUAAGGACCGGGUGAAGUUCUUUCAAUCCCUGGUUGAGGAGAAGGAGAUGGCAAAGGUGACCCAGCCGUGGACGGUGGAGGGGCGGGUGACACGGCAGGGGUCGAUGCCGAUGGCGGAGUUUCUCACACUGGGGUGGGCCUACCAGUCAGAGACUGAGGCUUCUCUGGGGAAUCUUUCGCCGCGCACAAGCGUCAUGGAUUCAGAGGACGGAGAGCCGGCAGAGCUGGAGGAGGGCACUGUGGAGGGGACCGUGUCUCGGUUGAUAGUGAAGAGGGGGUGGCAUUCCAUGGACAUUAAUGAGUGGAAGGGUCCUGGUGACGGGCCCGGCCACAGGCCGGCUCAGAGUGUUGGCAUUCCCCCGGCUGGGGGCAAAGGCGCGGCUGGUUCUGAUCCUUUGGACGGCCCUCCGCUGUCUGCUGGCCCUUCUGCUAAAGUUGAGGUGCCUGAUGCAGUCCCUGAUGCAGCACCUGAUGGGGUGGCUGAAGCUCAGGGAGAGCCCCAUGCCAGCGAUGAGGCGUCGAAGCAUGACAAAACAGACAAGUCGGAGUGUGCUGCGUGGCUGGAUGAGCUGAUCCUGGCCCUUUGGGACGACCUGGCCACGUACUCGACGCUGGCUCACUUUGACAAGAAAUUGAAGUCCGAGCUGGGGAUGGGAAUGGCGGGGCAGAUCCUGGGUGCAGAGGAGCAGCUUCCGGAGCCCGAGUGGAAGCCCCCACUGGGCGAGCUCACCUGCGACAGCCCCAGGGAGGCGGAGGAAGGCGAGUCUUGGGGCAUCCCAACAACCAACCAGAGGGACUGGGUGCGUCGGGCGCUGCUGUGCCAGCGGCUGCAGCGCCACGCGGAGGCCGAGCAGGCUUUCCGGGUGUGCCUGGCCCGCGGCUUUAACCUCACAGCACUGCUGGCUCUGUCCAAAACCUACGCUGAGCAGGGGCAUUGCCGGAAGGCGCUGCACAUGCUGGACCAGGUGGCUCAUUUCCACAAUGGCCGGCACGAGUUUGCCAGGGACCCCUACACCCCACACUCGUUUGUGCACCCUGUGGGGAAGCUGGUCAGGCUGCUGGGCCCAGAGGAGGUCAAGGAAGUUGCCGGGAAGUGCCACCCGCUGGUGCAGCAUGCCGUAGAGCAGGUGCUGAGGUGUCAGGCUUGGGGUGUGGGAGGGAGGGGCAGCAGGGGGGGCUGA
Molecule: messenger RNA, 4137 nt
Organism: Ostreobium quekettii
Lineage: Eukaryota; Viridiplantae; Chlorophyta; Ulvophyceae; Bryopsidales; Ostreobiaceae
Source: the annotation of a GenBank genome assembly